Molecule: messenger RNA, 372 nt
Organism: Protopolystoma xenopodis
Lineage: Eukaryota; Metazoa; Platyhelminthes; Monogenea; Polystomatidea; Polystomatidae
Source: the annotation of a GenBank genome assembly
AUGUUGCUUAAUACUUUGUCUGUAUCCAUCAAACUGCUCGUGCUAUCAACACUUUUGGAAGUUUGUCACUUCAGUCAAUUCGAACGCAAGUCGACUGAUUUGGAGCGUCUGCAUCGUCCCCGCGACGCUCGUGCUCUGUCUGCAGAAGAUUCAGCCCACAAGGACCUCAGUUCAGGCAGUGGAAGAAAGUCUGCUUCAAACGACUACUCGGCUGUUUGUCAUCUACAGCUGGAAUGCGCCCAGAACCAGUUAGCAAGACACCGAAUCCGAGUGCCCGUGAAGUCGGCAAGAGGACCUCCGGGGCCACCAGGGCCACAGGGCGAAAGGGGUCCUCAGGGGCCUGUGGGCCCGGCAGGGCCGAAAGGUGAUUAA